UGCCUGACCUUGUAAAUGUCAUGCGCUUUGCCCGGGUCGUGCUUUUCUGCUGGUCCCAAGGCCUGGUUCUGCUGCAUCCUCUACUGCCACGAGGGUGGCUUCACUGUCCUGGGUGGUCUCGUUGAUGACUGGCCCAGCUACCUGAGCAGAGAUGGUGUCCACCCGAGCCGCUUUGGUAACAAGGUGCUGACAGAGUACCUGUACCAGGUGGCCUGCACCCUGUCCAUCCAUCUGGAGAGAAGCCACAUCCAGCAGUGCUACAAGGAGACCCGGGCACCUUCUUCAUGGACCAGCUGGACUCGGCAGGACAAGCAUCCCUGCCAUCACCGAGGCGGAGUUUCCCCCACUUGGUUUGCAUAUUUUCAUUUCUUCUCAUGCAGCAAGUGGACCUUCCACAGCACCAGCUCCUGUCUGGUAAGCCAGCAGACCAAAACCCUUCAAGGUGCUGGCUUUUCACUUUCUGGCGGUGUCCGUGUCCGCUGCAAGGGUAGCAAGGCUUGGUGGACCUGGGACAACCUGCCUUCCCCCAUUUUCCAUGGCACAAGUGUACCAAGCAGGGGAAAAGCCAAGCAGAGGUCUGGUGAGCUAAUGAUCCCUGGUCUAGAUGCAAGCACCACUUGUGUCAGGAGAACUCGGAGAGCCACACAGAAGCAUGAGAGUGCUCAUGUUAUGUGCUUCUUCUGUUGGAGAAGGAGAGGCCAGUGCUUGAGAAGCAGGUGUGCCAGAGGCUGUCUUCCAGUGUGGUGACAGUGAGUGGAAACAGUGAGUGGUGACAGUAUCGAAGAGGCGGUGGCAGAAGGCUGCGGCACUGCACAAGCAAGAAUGGAGCUGCGACCUGGCUGCAGACAGGGAAGGCAAAAUUCUUGCUGCGACAGCUGCCAAGUUCUUGAAGUUCGCUUCACCUUUGACAGCAGUUGUAAGCCAGAAGCAGGCACACAUUGACAGUGGAAAGUCUGAGUCUGCUUCUUCUCCAUCCAUGCUGCUGCCUGUGCGGCGACGUUGUCUCGUUGAACCACAUCCUCUGGGGCUGCCAGGAAGAUCCCCCGCCCGCCGACCUCGUCUCGCCACCCCCCACCAACGAACAAUGGGAGGCCCUUCUCUCCAGCGCCGACCGAGACAUCCAGACACGGGUCCUGGCACGAGCUGAAGACGCCAUCGUGAAGCACAGCCUGGCAGCCUACGUGGCUUAGUCUCCCUCACCCCUUCUAAUAAUAAAGUUAUCACUCACUCGCUCGCUCUACUGUCUCUGGUAGCAAGCUUGAAGGACAAGCCAGUGCCUCUCGGGAUGCCAUUUGUGAUAGUUUUGGCAAGGUGCAGCAUGUGGCUAGCAGGCAUAAUAAAGACUGCUUGUUAGUUGCUAUGGCUGAGUGCAGACCUGUCAUAAAUGGUGUUCCAAAUGAGGUCACUGUCUGCAAAUGCUGUAGGCCAGGAACAAUGCAAGAUGGAGGGCAGAUCAUGAGUAAUCCUGGCACAGAGGCUGGUGACCUUAACAAA
Dermacentor silvarum is the source of this 1494-nucleotide messenger RNA. RefSeq lists its product as uncharacterized. Lineage: Eukaryota; Metazoa; Arthropoda; Arachnida; Ixodida; Ixodidae. The transcript has 3 exons. Bases 16 to 747 code for a protein of 243 amino acids. The record is from RefSeq and is a predicted model, not a curated record.